Messenger RNA from Plenodomus lingam JN3, 192 nucleotides. The record is from RefSeq and is a predicted model, not a curated record. NCBI's taxonomy places the organism in Eukaryota, Fungi, Ascomycota, Dothideomycetes, Pleosporales, Leptosphaeriaceae.
AUGAAAUACACUGAAUUCCACACACCACGUGGCGUAUAUACCUGUAUUCACCGUAACAUGGUCAAGAAGUCAGGAUUUGGAAGUGGGCUGCACUACUCGCUGCUCAGAUAUUUCUUACCAAGCCCAAAUUCCGUGUACUUUGCUCUCCAACCACUCGUAUCGUAUGGGAAGACGCAUCUUGUGCUCCAGUAA